Molecule: messenger RNA, 474 nt
Organism: Meloidogyne enterolobii
Lineage: Eukaryota; Metazoa; Nematoda; Chromadorea; Rhabditida; Meloidogynidae
Source: the annotation of a GenBank genome assembly
AUGUUUUCAAGUUUAGUUUGUAAUACAAAUUGUAUUUUUUCCAAGUUGAUUUUUUAUUUUCAACUUGAGAUUCUUGGCUCUCGUGUGCUUAUUCAAUCCGGAAAUGAAACUAAAACUGUUUUACAAGGAGGAGAAUGCAAAGUUGAAGGGGUUAAACAAUUCCAAAUUAGACAGCCAGGGACAGAUAAAGUGCUGUUUAGUGCUCGCCACCCACUCGUUUCCAUCGACAGACGAAUCAAAAAAAUAUCUUCAGGACACAUUAUUACUAAUAAAUUGAGAUCUCCAAUAGAUGAAUCUAUUCAUAUAACAGCUGAAGAUUUGGGGUUAAGAGGGAAUGAACGGAUUCAACUGGAGGCUAAAGCAAUUAAUUUUACAGCAAAAACAGGCAUUCGAUUUUCUACUACGGUGAGGAUGAAUAAACUUAAUAUACUUAAGUAUAUAAAAAUAAACUUGAACCACAAACUUGGAUUUUAA